UAUUUAUCUGCAUUAAGUGUUAAUGGCAGUUUAAGUCAACUUGGAAAUGGACUGAUCAAUAAGACACAUGGCAAACUCAAAAUUAAUACAUUUUUACGGCAUUAUAAACAAAUGUUCAACUCAGAUGAAAACAGUAUCACCUACCGUUAGAACGUAGUAACGUUAGAAAGAGUUUACCGAGUAGGAAGGAAGCUCUGGACCAGAUAUACAAAUUAAUACAAGACUGGCUUGACGAGAACCCAAUGAAUGUCAUUCUCUUGGAGUGUUCCGCUAACUAUGGUUCUGAAUUUUUAUUCAUGAACGUAUCGAGAUCAUUUAAAACAAAGAUUCAUGUGAAAGAAAAAGUCUAUGAAAAAUAUAAGCGAAUAGAGGAAUUGAAUCAUUAUGUUACAGAUAAUGCAAACGAAACACGCAUCCAUGCUUGUAUUGAACGAAAAUUUGUUGACUUAAAUUGUCGAAAAGUUUAUUCAAAAAAUGUUUUAAGAAUUGUACCAUCGGUACAGUGGUGGAAGGGGAAAGAUACAUCUAUAGUAGUAGCCCGCAAUGAUAAAAGAUUUAAUACAAUAAAUGUUUGUUACUCAAACCAUUCUUCGUACAAUGAACUCAAGGAUUUCAUUACAUACUUCAAUGCAAAUAAUGUUAUUCCAUGUGUCAAUAGUGAUAAUCAAAAGGAUUUGUUGUCCGAAAUACUAAAAGAACUAAAGAAACAAACUCCAGAGGUAGAAAUGUGUAGUAUUAAGCUACCACGUUUUAAAAACGUUAAAUUAGAUUGUAAUAAUAAGGAGUAUUGUGAUGAUGAAAAUAGUGAUUCAUAACAUAAAUAUACGAUAACCUUAAUUUAUGCCAUAUGUAUAGUGCAAUUAUACAUUAAUUUUAUAAUAUAUAUAUAUAUUAAUAUUUAAAUGUCUGAUGGAAGACUCGUUCUUUUACUUAAGAAGAAUGUUAAAUUUUUAUAUAAUAAAUGCUAAUCAUAUUGUUUGUUUAUGUUUAUUGGCUAAAAUAUUUGUAUUUGUGUAUAAUUUGACAGUAUAUUUGUAUGUUGCACUCCAUG
This is a messenger RNA of Orussus abietinus, 1051 nucleotides long. RefSeq names its product protein artemis-like (gene Snm1). Gene Ontology annotation, molecular function: damaged DNA binding; 5'-3' DNA exonuclease activity. The record is from RefSeq and is a predicted model, not a curated record. Gene Ontology annotation, biological process: double-strand break repair via nonhomologous end joining; protection from non-homologous end joining at telomere; interstrand cross-link repair. The coding region runs from base 243 to 815 and encodes 190 amino acids. NCBI's taxonomy places the organism in Eukaryota, Metazoa, Arthropoda, Insecta, Hymenoptera, Orussidae. The transcript has 2 exons.